This is a messenger RNA of Erinaceus europaeus (western European hedgehog), 8027 nucleotides long. RefSeq names its product activin A receptor type 2B (gene ACVR2B). The coding region runs from base 91 to 1629 and encodes 512 amino acids. Lineage: Eukaryota; Metazoa; Chordata; Mammalia; Eulipotyphla; Erinaceidae. The record is from RefSeq and is a predicted model, not a curated record. The transcript has 11 exons. Gene Ontology annotation, biological process: activin receptor signaling pathway; cellular response to growth factor stimulus; protein phosphorylation. Gene Ontology annotation, cellular component: plasma membrane; activin receptor complex. Gene Ontology annotation, molecular function: activin receptor activity; activin binding; ATP binding.
GGGACGAGGCCGAGGAGCCGCGGGAAGGCGAGCGCAGCCCCCCGGGCCCUGCCCGGCGGCUCCGGUGUCCGAGGGGCGGCGCCGCGGAACAUGACGGCGCCCUGGGCGGCCCUCGCCCUCCUCUGGGGAUCGCUGUGCGCGGGCUCCGGGCGCGGGGAGGCAGAAACCCGGGAGUGCAUCUACUACAACGCCAACUGGGAGCUGGAGCGCACCAACCAGAGCGGCCUGGAGCGCUGCGAGGGCGAGCAGGACAAGCGGCUGCACUGCUACGCCUCCUGGCGCAACAGCUCCGGCACCAUCGAGCUGGUCAAGAAGGGCUGCUGGCUGGACGACUUCAACUGCUACGACAGGCAGGAGUGUGUGGCCACGGAGGAGAACCCCCAGGUCUACUUCUGCUGCUGUGAAGGCAACUUCUGCAACGAGCGCUUUACUCACUUGCCGGAGGCGGGAGGCCCAGAAGUCACGUACGAGCCACCCCCGACAGCCCCCACCCUGCUCACGGUGCUGGCCUACUCGCUGUUGCCCAUCGGGGGCCUCUCCCUAGUCGUCCUGCUGGCUUUCUGGAUGUACAGGCAUCGCAAGCCCCCCUACGGCCAUGUGGACGUCCAUGAGGACCCUGGGCCUCCACCCCCCUCCCCCUUGGUGGGCCUGAAGCCACUGCAGCUGCUAGAGAUCAAGGCUCGGGGACGUUUCGGCUGUGUCUGGAAGGCUCAGCUCAUGAACGACUUCGUGGCCGUCAAGAUCUUCCCACUCCAGGACAAGCAAUCGUGGCAGAGUGAGCGGGAGAUCUUCAACACACCGGGCAUGAAGCAUGAGAACCUGCUGCAGUUCAUUGCUGCCGAGAAGCGCGGCUCCAACCUGGAGGUGGAGCUAUGGCUCAUCACGGCCUUCCACGACAAGGGCUCCCUCACAGAUUACCUCAAGGGGAACAUUAUCACAUGGAAUGAACUCUGUCACGUGGCAGAGACGAUGUCAAGAGGCCUCUCGUACCUGCAUGAGGAUGUGCCCUGGUGCCGUGGUGAGGGCCACAAGCCGUCCAUCGCUCACAGGGACUUUAAAAGCAAGAAUGUCUUGCUGAAGAGCGACCUCACGGCUGUGCUGGCUGAUUUUGGCCUGGCUGUUCGGUUUGAGCCAGGGAAGCCUCCAGGGGACACCCACGGCCAGGUGGGUACGAGACGGUACAUGGCCCCUGAAGUGCUCGAGGGGGCCAUCAACUUCCAGAGAGACGCCUUCCUGCGCAUCGACAUGUAUGCCAUGGGGCUGGUGUUGUGGGAGCUCGUGUCCCGCUGCAAGGCUGCGGACGGACCAGUGGAUGAGUAUUUGCUGCCCUUUGAGGAGGAGAUUGGCCAGCACCCAUCACUGGAGGAGCUGCAGGAGGUAGUCGUGCAUAAGAAGAUGAGGCCCACCAUUAAGGAUCAUUGGCUGAAGCAUCCGGGCCUGGCCCAGCUGUGUGUGACCAUUGAGGAGUGCUGGGACCACGAUGCAGAGGCGCGCCUCUCUGCGGGCUGCGUGGAGGAGCGGGUGUCCCUGAUCCGGAGGUCAGUCAACGGCACUACCUCGGACUGUCUCGUCUCCCUGGUGACCUCUGUCACCAACGUGGACCUGCCCCCUAAGGAGUCAAGCAUCUAAGCCCAGGACAUGAGCUGUUCUCCAGACUCUGGAUCUGAAGAGGAAAGGAAGACAAACGUUGUGUUUUGUUUUAGAAAUCCCGUAAACACCAACAAACACAGAAAAUGCAGCUGCUAUUUACCUUGACUUAUUAUUAUUAUUAUAAUUAUUGUUAAUAUUAUUUUUUUGGAUUGGAUCAGUUUUUACCAGCACAUCGCUCUACUGUAUUGCAAACAGCGGACACGUCAGCAGGCGUUGAGGUGCUGAGCUGUGAACGCAGAGCCAGCGCCAUGCUGAAGAGCCUCAGCCACCUCCUGUUCCUUGGGGUUCAUUUCUCCCGCUUUCUCUUUGUUUAUUGUCUCAGAAUCUGUGACGCAAAAGAAACCCCUCUCCUGUCUUAGGAAACUUAAUGCUGCAAACUCUACCUAGAGGAACCUUUGAAGACUGUUACAUAAGAACACUCCUCCCUCAGAAGAGGAGUUUCCCUCUGCCCUGGUCCCUCCUCCCUCUCCUCUCUUGAUUGUGUUUUUCUCCCCUUUUAGACAGUGAGUUUAAGAAACAGCAGAUGCGUCUUUCAUGGAUUAACGGGUGUUGUCCUGACCAAGGAAACCUGGGAUGAAGAGGAGGAUGGUUUGAACUGGAGCUGAAAGGGAAGAUGGAGCUGGGGGUGGGGUUCGGAACAGAGCUACACUGGACUCGGAUACAUUCGGAGCAGCAUCUUUUGCUCUGAAGGCUACUUCUCAGGUAACAAGGAAUUGAGGGGAAGGACCUCGUCGAGGCCGAGCACUAACAGCAAGAGUAGUGGGGUCUGGAGAAAGUGUGUGCGCAGGGACGCAGGUGGCGCUCAGACCUGCCUGCUGCUGGCCUGGACCAGUUUACUUCCCCCCACCCCCCCCACCCCACCCCCGCGCUAACUUGGGCCUGGGCAUUGGACUAAAUUUCAUUUUUCCUUGUCCUAACUUUAAGGUUAGGUCAGGGUCGAGAUCUUCAUGGUCUAGUAAAUAGAUUCUUCAUAAGACACGAUGCUGUAAAUAUCGUUAACCUAGUGGAGGAAAAGUUGAACUACAUUGCCUCCUUCUGGAGCAGUUCAGGGAGAUGCCCACAGGGGGUGCCCUGCACAGCCAGGGCAAGAAGAGUUCCUGGGUGGGGCCCGCCAAGGCCUGCCUCUCUGGAGACCUGCCUGAGUCUGACAGUGCUGGCUCAUCCUCUGUGGUGACAUUUCACCAUCCCCUUUUCGCGACUUGUGGACAUGGCUUUCUCCAGACCCCUUCAAGUGGUGCAUAUUCUAAAAACUGUUUUUCUAUUAUGUCAUAACCUUGCUCCAGUCAGUGAAUGUUCCUAAUGCUGCUGUUUCAACAUUUUUUUUUAAUUUAUGAGACAUAAAAAAGAUUUUUUAAAAACAAAACACACACACGCACACGCACGCACACACAUUUUUAUGUGGCUUCCGAGGUUUAAAUUUUGAAAAGUAAAAGAAUUCAAACUUCAUGACCACAGACCACCUCAAACCAGAAAUACCUCAGAAUUUUCUACUUGUGUAAGUUUAAUUAUAUAUUUUGUUAGUUGUGUUGUCUUGUAGUAUGUAUAUUUUAAAGUAAGUUGACUUUUAUGACAAGGAAGUUUAAAAGAAAUAGAGAAAAAGAAAAAAAAAGUGAGUCUUUUAGGCAGUGCUGCCAUUUUUGUUUGAUAAUGCCCCCUCCCUCCUGUAAAUAGUUGUCAUUACAGGUAGGUCAGCUCUCUGGGCCACGUCUGGGCAUUAGUCACUCUGUAUGUGAAAACUUUUCCUUCUGGUUUCUUUAGACCAUUUCAUUUAAAAAACAAACAAACAAAAACACUGCAUCUCUUCAUCUUGAGGGUAGGUAGGUGAGUCAGUGGGUGAAGAGAGGAAGUUGAUUUGGGUGAGAGUGGGAGUGGGGCUCUUGGGUGAUUUGGCGGUUCAGAUGUCUCCAUCAACUUACUUAAGAGAAUGACAGGUAACUCCACGUCAACUUGGUUAAAAGCAAAAAAAGAAACUGGCCCUUAGACCAGCAUCAAGUAAUUUUAUUUGAGGUUUAACGUCUGAGCAAAUGAGCAAAAGCAGGGGAGAUGUGUAGGAUCCCUGUGAAUCCACACUGACUUCAGCCAUUUGUGGUAGAUGGGUGUGUCCAGGAGGAGGCAUUCUCACCCUCUGCCCUGGAGGUCGCACCUUCUUAAGGGAGCACUCCACACUCCACUCUCCUGCUUCCUGCCCAGCAUGCUGCCUGCAGUGUGGUAGCUCCUCUGUUUGGGUGCAGAGUGCUGUGGGAGGCAGGUUUGCUUCCCUCUCCAAGCUCAGUUUUUACCUCAUGGAUCAAAUUGUGAGGUGGCCAAGGUGGUUACACGGAUAGCUUUUGUUUGUGUUUUUGGUAAGCUAUACUGUUACCUUUCUCCUUCCUUCCUUCCUUCCUUCCUUCCUUCUUUCCUUCCUUCCUUCCUCCCUUCCUCUCUCUUUCUUUCUUUCUUUCUUUCUUUCUUUCUUUUUUUCUUUCUUUCUUUCUUUCUCUCUUCUUAACAAACUAUGAUUUUAUAUUGUGGUGUUUUCCAUCCCUUGGAGUACUUUUAAACAGCAAAACAGGCCUUACAGCAGUUGCUUUUCUUUGCCACUUAUUUCUUUAAGAAGCUUUAAAAUAUUUAUUGGAAAGUGCCAUAUGUGACUCCUUUAACUUUCUCCUCAGGCAUUGCUGGGCAUCUCUACUUGACCCCCUCAGAAGAAACAAACAAACCACUAACAAGAAUGGUUAGAUCACUGAUCCUUCUCAGUGUGGAGCACUAAAUCCCAGCAUUCCUCCUCUUGAUGUUGCAUUUCUUCUGGGCGGCUUUUCUUUUGUGUGUUGACUUGAUUCUUGUGAGAACAGGUUCCGGCUUGGCUGUGGUGGGUUGAGUGAUGGCCACUGGCAGAGGGCCUGCUGGUCAGGACACAGAAUAGACAGGGCAGGCUUUCUUUUCGGCCUGCGUGCCUUCUGUAUGGGCAAGCUCAGCCACUAGCAUCCCUUUGGGGCCACGGCACCAAGAUGAAGUGUGAGGAGAUGGUAUCCGUUUAGUGUGGCCAGAGAGAGAAGAGUCCAAAGGGGUCUGUGCCUGCUCUGUGGGCGUCAGGCUGCUCCUUGCCCUCUUGUGCUGCUGUCAACUGCACACGUCAGGCAGUGUACCUGAGGUUGCUGAAGGCCACAAAGUGAGUGACUUCUUCCCUGUCUGUGCUGUUGGGAGCCUGAGUGGGACUUCCACAGAUAAAGUAUUUGUCUCUUUGUGGUCCGGUAUUUUUUGAAGAGUGAACUAUCUAUAACCCUGGUUUGAGUUUAUUGGGUUGGGGGACCUCUGCCUGUGUUUUUCUCGACAAGGACUUCUUGUGAUAUCUACUUCCUGGGAAUUGAGUUAACUAUUGAACACUUCCCCCCUUCACCUGCCCCUAAGCUCAGUGGAAGACUGGUUGGAAUGUAGUUGAUGUCAUUUUCUCUUGCCUGUGUGGAGGGUUGCCCCACAGAAAGUAGAAGAAGGUGACUGGUGGGAGAGAGAAGGGACCAAACCUCCUUCGACCUCCCUGCAGGCUCUUGUCUGCAGGAUGGGCUUUGAGGAAUACUGGGUUCUACAGCAAUUUGAAAACACCUGUGACCACUGUGGGUGUGGGCAGACACCCCUAACCAGGAGCCAUCUGAGAAUGAGCAAGAGAGGACGCUCAUGGUGAUAACCCGCAGUGUUCUGCAGUGACGUUUAGGGCUGAGAGGGAGGGAGCACCCCGGGGCUGCUGGGACCAUUAUUCCCAUCAGUGGUCUUCCUUUGGGUGAGCUAGUCAGGAUGAGGGCUGCAGGUGGCCUUUCUUGUCAAGAGAGAGACCUGACUGAGGGCGAGUGUGAGCCUCCUCGGCCUUUGCUGUCCUGUUUGUUCUUGUUCUGCCUAGGGAGGACUUCCCCGUAUGUGCCAGCUCCUUCUGGCUCAGAGUUUGAUACUCUUGACUUAGGGGCCACAUACACAGAACAAAAAGGAUUUUAGCCAGCCUUGAACACCUGCAGCAGGCUCACCCCUCCCAUACCCACAUGCUCAACACAGGGAAGCACCUCUCGUGUACAGCCACUGACACGUGGCACCAGGCCUCUUGCCCUGGCUUGACGUUCUAGAGCCUGCAGUGCUGUGCCAUCUUUUUCUUCAGCUGGCGCCGGCUCACUGCACUGGGAGGUUGGGCUGGUGUGUGGUGUUUAGUGCUGGCAGGCCAAGUGCACGACUGCAUGUCUGCCGUGCACAGAGUCACGUGACCUCUACGUUUUGAACUGUGAGGGCAGGAGGCAGCUGGCACGUAUGGGGAGGAUAGAUGGAUCGCCCUCUUGCCAGUGGAAUUUGGCCCCUUUUUAGAACGCAAUGUAAAGUUUACAGCACUUAACACUCAUACAAGGAUCUGAAGACUUCUAAUAACACUUAAGUAUGAAUCCAAACGCUUUUAGAAGUCAAGUAGGUAUUAUUUCCAGGAACUUGGCUCACUGGAAAAAAUGUCUAACAGAGAAAGCGUUUUCUUAGAGUUCUCUUAGUUCGCUUAUCAGUGCAGCUCAGCUUUGGAGAGAUGGCCAGGUCUGGCUCACAGUUCAGGGAUGCUGGGCCACGCCUACCCAAGCAGCAAAGUAGAUUUACUCCUUCACUCCUGCAUCCAGGCUGAGUAGCCAGAAAAGAAAGAGGGCUGGGUGGCUUCAUCUCUUUAUUUGGGUGAUUAAAAAUUCUCCUUGGCCAAUGACUGUUUACAAAAGCAGAAGUAGUAAAAUAUCCUGUGUGUUCAGCCUAGUAACGUAUUAAGUCUCUAUAAGCAAUAGUGUUGUCGAUUAAAAAAAAAAAAAGUGGGGCUAUGUGGUGGUGGAUCUGGUUGGGCGCACAUGUUACAGUGCACAAGGAUACAGGUUCGAGCCACUGGUCCCAACCUGCAGGGGGAAAGCUUUGCAAGUGGUGAAGCAGGGCUGCAGGUGUCUGUCUCUCUCCUUCUCUAUCACCCCCUUCCCUUUCGAUUUCUUGCUAUCUCUGUCCAGUAAUAAAUAAAGAUUUUAAAAAAAAGGAAACAGUAGUGUUUUAGGUAAAACAGACCCAGCACUUCAGCUGAUUAGCUGUUUAUUUUGUCAGUUUAUUAGAUAUGUAACUGUUGAAUUCAGGGUUACUUACAUAGUUCUUUAAGUGAAAAUCCUGUUAGUUGAUUUGUAAACAGCAAUCCACCUAUGAAUGUAUCCCAGACUUUUAGAAGGCUUGGAAAUCUUUUUUGCUUUUUUUUUGAAGAUGAUGAUUUAGUUUUGUAGGAAAAAGAAAUUGAAGUUUAAAACAUCCCCUCGUCCCCACUGGAAACAGUUCAGUUGAUACAGUCACAUUACAACUAACUAUUAGGUCAAAGAGACACCCACCCCCCCCCAAUCUCAUCCAAGGAAAGUCCAGAUUCUCUAGUAAGGGUAUUUUGCAUGUUCUUAUUUUAUACUCAUCGUGGCUUCACUAUAAACUUGGGUUUGGGGAAGAUUUUGAAUUUAAAGAAUUCACUGCUAUAUAUAUAUAUAUAUAUAUAUAUAAUUUUUUAAAAAUCAGGCUUAUAUUUAAAGUUAUUUUUGUGAUAGCAUUUCCCAAGCCUGAAUGAAGUGGGACUCUCUGAUUGUGGUUGACCUGGUUGACCGUGUACCCCUUAUAGUGCCAAAACCACUGACACUUUUAUUUGCACCUAGGGCAGCUCGUAGAGAUAGCACAAACAGUUCUUUCCCAUGGGUUAAAAACGUGUGUUCUCUAAAUGCUGGUGUGUGGCUACAGGCCCUGCAUUAAUUACCCUUCUAGCCCCAGGACCGUCUGGGGUGUAGGCCGUCCAGAGAACAACUGACUACAGGCCAACUACAGGACACUAAAAAUCAUUGUGCACAUGGGCGUGCGCACGUGUGCGCGCGCGCGCGCGUGUGUGUGUGUGUGUGUGUGUGUGUGUGUGUGUGUGUGUGUGCGCUCGUGCAAUGGGUUAGCACAGGUGUGGGCUGUUGCUGACAGCUGAGGAAAAAGUGUUAGCGUUCAUUUGCAAAGUUUACAUAGAUGAGCUCACUGUUAUGAAAACUUCCACCCCUUAGUUCAUGAUUUUCACACCGAUAAAGUUGUUUUUUUGUUUUGUUUUGUUUCCCAUGUGUAAAUGAAUGAGUUCCAUUGUGAGUCCUGGGACUUUUUGCUGUUGAUUGGGUACCCCUAUCACAUUUGCAUCUGAAUGUUGUUAGGUAGCUUUGUAAAUAAAAGAAUAGGUUAUAUAAUAGAGAUAAGACACUUGAAAUUUUACUUUAAAAAAAAUCUAUAGCUCUACGUAUAUAUUUAGUUAUAUCAUCUUACAGAUUCUUCUGCACAGCGUGGAGAUCAUUUUAUACCACAGAUUAUUUUUAUAAAACCUAGUGAGUUUGAAUAAAGAUGAUUUUGUAAUCAAA